AUGUGGAAGCUUGUGGUAGAUGCUUGGAAUGGUACUAGUGACGAGAACACUAAACAGAAAGAUCCCUCAAAAGUUUACGAUUUUGAAGAGAUGAAGGAGCUUGUUCAAAAGAGGGAUCCUGAAAUUGUCCUAGUAGAUGUUCGUGAGCCUAAGGAGUUUGAGAGCUACAGCAUUCCAGGUUCUGUGAAUGCUCCUUUCAGAACUCAUCCUGAAGGGUUUGGUCUUGAUGACAAGGAGUUUGAAAAUACAUUUGGAUUUCAUAAGCCAAGCAAGGAUAAGAAAUUGGUGUUUUUCUGUGCAUCUGGUAGAAGAGCUGCUAGUGCUGAAGGAAUUGCCGAGAAGCACGGUUACCAUAAUGUUGCUUUGUACCCUGGUUCUGUGAACGAAUGGCUCUCCCGAGGCGGUGAUAAACUCGACUUUUGA
Molecule: messenger RNA, 423 nt
Organism: Torulaspora delbrueckii
Lineage: Eukaryota; Fungi; Ascomycota; Saccharomycetes; Saccharomycetales; Saccharomycetaceae
Gene: RDL1
Product: thiosulfate sulfurtransferase RDL1
Exons: 1
Coding region: 1-423 (140 amino acids)
Cellular component (GO): mitochondrion
Molecular function (GO): thiosulfate-cyanide sulfurtransferase activity
Source: RefSeq, a predicted model, not a curated record